GAUGGAUCCCAUUUUCUAAGUAUUAACUUUACAAUAUUUAAUGGUAACUAACUAAUGAGUACUAAAAUUAAGACAUUUAUAAUGAAUUUUUAAUCAAUAAUUCUCUACUUUUAAGCAAGGCUUUAUAUAACUUUGUAUAUUAGAGAGCCUUUUCUUUAGUUACAUCUUAAUCAAAAAUUAAACAAAAAACAUGAAACAUGGUGUAGACAGUAGCAUAUCCUAACAUUAGCCAAUCAUUAUAGAUAAGGAAGGCUACAAAGUAAAAUAUAAUAGAGAAUAUGGUUUAUAUAGAUGCAAUAACUAAUCCUCUAUGCAUAACAAAUUAAGCCAUUACUGCUGUUCUUAUAUAUACCAAUCUACCAUGCCAUAAUAAUAAAACAGCUAAAUGCUUAAAUUUUAGUAUAGAAAAAUCACUAGCUAAAGCUGCUUAUUUUCCUUCUUUGCUUAUAAUACCUACUCCUACAUCUGCUGCUUAAAUCAUAGCUACAUCAUUUCCUCCAUCUUCUAUUGAUAGUAGUGUCUUUUAAGUAUGUUCUUUAAUCAACUCAGAUACUAAUGCUUUUUAUGUUGGUAAGCAUCUACAAUAUACUACAGCUAGAGCAUUACAAGCAAUAUGGAAAAAUGCAGUAUGUUGA
Molecule: messenger RNA, 635 nt
Organism: Paramecium sonneborni
Lineage: Eukaryota; Ciliophora; Oligohymenophorea; Peniculida; Parameciidae
Source: the annotation of a GenBank genome assembly